AUGGUCGAAAAUACAACAGAAACAGAUUUGAAAACGUUUAAAGAUUUUUUAACACAAUAUAAUGUCGUUGCGGAGCAGUGCUUUACAUCCUGCAUAACCGAUUUUACCACAAGGACAGUAAGUAACUCCGAGGAACAGUGUUGUUCGAAUUGUCUUGAUAAAUUUCUGAAAAUGACUCAGAGGAUGUCGUUAAGAUUUCAGGAACAUCAAUUGAUUCAGAGUGAAGCUCAAGGACCUACAGGAUUGAAAUAG
Messenger RNA from Cercopithifilaria johnstoni, 252 nucleotides. Lineage: Eukaryota; Metazoa; Nematoda; Chromadorea; Rhabditida; Onchocercidae. The record is from the annotation of a GenBank genome assembly.